CCUGUACUUAAACCCCCCAACAUUAAACUUCUCCAGAUCACCCCAUUUUACUUUUGUUUCUAAUACCUCUAUUAGCAGUUUCAUAAUCAACUGCAUGGCAGGGAGCAUAGACAUGACUACUGUACACUCGGUCGAAUCGAACGGCAUCAAAGACCAAACCCACCAGAAACCGGGAAUCGAUUCAAGAGGACUCCUCAUCUCUUCCAAGGUACCAAAAGUGAUGCCUCUAACAGCUGCUUCAGCUGAUGGAGAGCCCAUCCGAAGGCCUCGUGGAAGGCCCGCUGGGUCCAAGAACAAGCCCAAACCGCCAAUCAUCAUCACGAGGGAAAGCCCGAAUACACUUUGUGCGCACGCCAUGGAGGUAAGCUCGGGUUGUGAUGUCAAUGAAAGCUUGAUCACCUUUGCUAGAAAGAAGCAGAAAGGAGUGUGCAUACUAAGUGGUACAGGGUAUGUAACCAAUGUUACUCUUAGGCACCCUUCUUCACAGGGCCCUAAUGCCAUUGUAACUCUCCAUGGUCGAUUUGAGAUUCUCUCUCUCCUAGGAUCCAUACUUCCACCGCCAGUUGCACCGCCAGGGCUCACGGGUCUUACAGUUUACUUGGCGGGACCACAGGGGCAGGUCGUAGGUGGGGGAGUGGUGGGUGCCCUCGUUGCCUCCGGUCCUGUGGUUAUUAUGGCUGCUACUUUUAUGAACGCGUCUUUUGAUCGUUUACCUAUUUGCGAGGAGGAGAAUGAAGUUGCAGCUCAAAAUCAAUGUUACCAGAAUAAUCGCCGCCAUCACUACCAGCAUAUUGAUGUCUCUGAUGUAUGUGGUGCUCCCCAGAAUUAUAUGAGCAAUGGCAGGGCAUUGCCUCCUGAAGUUUACUCCUGGGCUUCUGGUAGAUCACUGGCAAAGACCUGAAGCAGGGCAUUAAGGACUUUUACUAUUACUUCUAACAAUCUCGCCUUACUAGGAAUAGUCUCUCCCAAGUAGUUAAUCCUUCUGAGAAGUUCACAUAUUUAACAAAUUUAGAAAUGGCAUAAACAAAGCAAGUUAUAGACAGUCACAGA
This is a messenger RNA of Spinacia oleracea (spinach), 1050 nucleotides long. RefSeq names its product AT-hook motif nuclear-localized protein 16. Gene Ontology annotation, biological process: vegetative to reproductive phase transition of meristem. Gene Ontology annotation, molecular function: DNA-binding transcription factor activity; minor groove of adenine-thymine-rich DNA binding. NCBI's taxonomy places the organism in Eukaryota, Viridiplantae, Streptophyta, Magnoliopsida, Caryophyllales, Amaranthaceae. The transcript has a single exon. Gene Ontology annotation, cellular component: nucleus. The coding region runs from base 95 to 901 and encodes 268 amino acids. The record is from RefSeq and is a predicted model, not a curated record.